AAGGUCCCUUUUGUGGUCUAUUGGAAAAUGAACAGUUGUUGUCAACUUUAUAGGGCCAUAAAUCAAUUGUGGCAGAAUCUGGCUACAUGGACCCAGUCACCUUUGCUCAGUGCUCCUCAUGGAUAGCUGAGGGACAGACACAGCAAAGAAAAAGACAAGGCUAUGAGAUGGCGAGGAAGCUCAGUACAUUGGAAGUCCUUCUGGUCAUCUUCUUCCUAAUUGUGUUUGCUGUGGAUAUCCUCUUGCUGCUGCUUCUGUUGGAGACACCGACAGAUACUUCGUUUACUCCAGAGUGCCCAGAGAUCCCCCAAUCAGAAAGGAUAGACUGCACGCCUGGCCAGGUGGUGACAGAGGAUGUCUGCAGGUGGCACUAUAAGUGCUGCUGGAAGCUGGAGGCAGAUGUCAACAUCCCUCCAUGCUUCUUCCCCAGGAACUGGGGCUAUGAAGUCAGCGAUGGCCCGACAGAUAGUAGCACAGGGCUUACCGCCCACUUGAAAAGGUUGCCAUCUCCAUCUCUGUUUGGAAAUGAUGUCAACAACACCUUCUUCACAGCCGAAUUUCAGACAUCCAAUCGGUUGCAUUUUAAGAUCACAGAUUCGAAUAACGUGCGCUAUGAAGUCUCCCAUGAAAAUGUGAAGCUGCUUAAAGCGACCGCUAAUAUCUCCAAUUUGAGCUAUCAAAUGGAAGUCACCAGAAACCCCUUCAGCAUCAAAAUAAUGAGGAUGAGCAACAACAGAGUCUUGCUGGACACAAGCAUCGGGCCCCUCCAGUUUGCUGAGCAGUACUUGCAGCUGUCUUUCCGACUGCCCAGUGCCAACGUGUAUGGGCUGGGAGAACACGUGCACCAGCAGUACCGCCACAACAUGUCCUGGAAGACCUGGCCCAUCUUCACCAGGGACACCACCCCCACUAAGGGCAUGAUUAAUCUGUAUGGAGCUCAUACAUUCUUCCUGUGCCUUGAGGACAGCAGUGGCUCCUCUUUCGGAGUUUUUCUGAUGAACAGUAAUGCCAUGGAGGCCACCCUUCAGCCUGCUCCUGCAAUCACUUACCGCACAAUUGGGGGUAUUCUUGACUUUUAUGUAUUCCUGGGAAACACUCCAGAACAAGUGGUUCAGGAAUACCUGGAGGUUGUUGGACGACCAUUCAUGCCAUCCUACUGGAGUCUUGGGUUCCAGCUCAGUCGCAGGGAUUAUGGUGGCAUCAACGGAUUGAGAGAGGUUGUAAACCGCAACCGUUUAGCUGAGAUCCCAUACGAUGUCCAGUACUCUGACAUAGACUACAUGGAUGGAAAGAAGGACUUCACUGUUGACCAAGGGGCUUACCCUGGUCUCCCAGAUUUUGUCAAGGAGCUACAUGACAAUGGACAGAAAUAUGUAAUUAUUAUGAAUCCUGGCAUCCUCAAAGACUCUGGGUAUGACCCCUAUAACGAAGGAAGCAUAAAAAGAAUAUGGAUCUUGGGCAAAAAUGGCUUUGCUGUUGGGAAGGGAUACCCUGGGGAGACAGUCUUUCCUGAUUACAGCAACCCAAAGUGUACUCAGUGGUGGGCAGACCAGUUCACUAAAUUUCAUAAGUAUCUGGAAUUUGAUGGAGUGUGGAUUGAAAUGGAUGAAGUAUCUAACUUCCUCCAAAGUUCUGAUCAGGAGUGCGAAUCAAACAGCUUGAACUUUCCUCCUUUUACUCCCAGUGUUCUAGACCGCUCGCUUUUUGCAAGAACCCUCUGCAUGGACACAGAGUUUCACUCGGGUCUCCACUAUGAUGUCCACAGCUUGUAUGGAUACACCAUGGCAAUAGCCACAGACUUGGCCAUGGAGAAUAACUUUGUCAAUAAAAGGAAAUUCAUCUUAUCUCGUUCCACUUUUGCUGGAUCUGGAAAAUUUGCUGCUCAUUGGUUGGGCGACAAUGCAGCCACAUGGGAUGACCUUCGGUGGUCCAUCCCCAGUAUCCUUGAGUUCAACCUGUUUGGCAUCCCCAUGGUAGGUGCCAACAUCUGUGGUUAUACAAAAAAUGUCACAGAGGAGCUCUGCAGAAGGUGGAUGCAGCUUGGAGCAUUUUAUCCACUAUCAAGGAAUCACAAUGGGGCUGGGUUUAGGGACCAGGACCCCGCCGCCUUUGGUGCUGACUCGCAGCUGUUGAAUUCCUCCAGGCACUACCUGAACAUCCGCUACACCCUGCUGCCCUAUCUCUACACCCUCUUCUACCGCGCUCACACCUGGGGGGAGACUGUAGCCAGGCCCCUUGUCCACGAGUUCUACCAGGACUCAGCCACGUGGGAGGUGCACGAGCAGUUCUUAUGGGGGCCUGGGCUCCUCAUCACGCCUGUUUUAUAUGAAGGCGUGUACCAAGCGAAGGCAUACAUACCGGACGCCACCUGGUACGACUAUGACACAGAAGUGGCCAUCCCGUGGAGGAAACAGUGGGUGAAUAUGUCACUCCCAGGCGAUAAGAUAGGACUUCACCUUCGAGGGGGCUACAUAUUUCCCACCCAGCAGCCAAACACAACCACGGAGGCCAGCCGGAAGAAUUCCCUGGGACUCAUUAUCGCCUUGGACUAUAAGAGAGAAGCCCAGGGGGAGCUGUACUGGGAUGAUGGUGUAUCUAAAGAUGCUGUAACUGAGAAGGCAUACAUUCUGUAUCACUUCUCUGUUACCUCUAACCGCCUACAGGCAAAGAUUAUAAAUAAUAAUUAUACAGAUCCUGACAACCUCAUGUUUACAUAUAUCAGAAUCCUGGGAAUGGACAAGCAGCCGGCCAAUUUUACUGUCUUAGUGAAUAAUGCUGCCACUUCCAACCUGAACAUCGCCUACAGUGUUUCCACAAAGGUGGUGACCAUCACCGAUCUCCAGGGACUGGUGCUGGGACAGGAAUUCUCUAUCGAGUGGCACCUUCCAGUCAGCGACCUGGAGAAGUUCAACUGUUACCCUGAAGACCCUACUGCCUCUGAGGAAAGCUGCAGGCAGCGGGGGUGCCUGUGGGAGCCCACGACGACUCCUGGCGUGCCUACCUGUUACUAUGACACCAUUCCUGAUUAUGCUGUUGGUAACAUUCAGUACCUGUCCACGGGCAUCACGGCAGACCUUGCUCUCCUGGUGGCCCCUGAGUUGGCACGGACAGCAGAGUCCUCAAGGGCAGCAGACGCGCCACCACUGCCACCAGAGGGUGCGCUACCCCCAUCUACAUCUGCAGCAGCAGCUGCUGCCUCUGAUUUUCUCUCUGCAAAGAUCAGCUCCCUCCACCUGAGCGUGACCUACCACACAGAAGACAUGCUGCAGGUCAAGAUCUAUGACACCGCUAAUAAAAGGUAUGAGGUCCCAGUACCUCUGAACACCCCUCCCUCACCAGUUGACCGCCCUGAAAACUGUCUGUAUAAUGUCAUGAUUCAGAACAGUCCUUUUGGAAUUCAGAUUCAACGCAAAAGCUCUGGCACUGUGAUCUGGGACUCACAGCUCCCCGGCUUCACCUUCAAUGACAAGUUCCUCUCCAUCUCCACUCGCCUGCCCUCUCAGUACAUCUAUGGCUUUGGGGAAACUGAGCACACAGCUUUCAGAAGAAACAUGAGCUGGAACGUGUGGGGAAUGUUUGCUCGCGAUGAGCCACCAGCGUACAAGAAGAACUCCUACGGUGUCCACCCCUACUACAUGGCACUGGAGGAGGAUGGCAGUGCCCAUGGAGUGCUCUUGCUGAACAGCAAUGCCAUGGAUGUAACAUUACAGCCCACUCCUGCCCUGACAUACCGCACGAUAGGAGGGAUUUUGGACUUUUAUGUGUUUUUGGGGCCGACCCCUGAACUAGUAACUCAGCAAUACACCAAGUUGAUUGGUCGGCCAGCGAUGAUUCCCUACUGGGCCUUGGGAUUCCAGCUGAGUCGCUAUGGAUACCAGAAUGAUACUGAAAUCUCCGAUUUGUAUGAUGCAAUGGUGGCAGCCCAGAUUCCCUAUGACGUCCAGCACGUAGACAUCGAUUACAUGGACCGGAAGCUGGACUUCACCCUCAGCCCCAGCUUUCAAAACCUCGGUCUCCUGAUUGACCAAAUGAAGACAAAUGGCAUGAGAUUUAUUCUCAUUCUGGACCCAGCCAUUUCUGGUAAUGAAACCCAGUAUCUCCCAUUCAUUAGAGGACAAGAAAACAAUGUGUUCAUCAAAUGGCCCGGCACCAAUGACAUUGUCUGGGGAAAGGUUUGGCCAGAGCUACCCAAUGUAAUUGUGGAUGGAUCCCUUGACCACGAAACUCAGGUUAAGCUGUACAGGGCCUACGUUGCCUUCCCUGACUUCUUGCGUAAUAGCACAGCUGCAUGGUGGAAGACCGAGAUACAAGAGCUCUAUGGAAACCCUCGAGAGCCAGAGAAGAGCUUGAAGUUUGACGGAUUGUGGAUUGAUAUGAAUGAGCCAUCAAAUUUCGUGGAUGGAUCAGUCAGGGGCUGCAGUGAUGAAACUCGUAAUAACCCACCCUAUAUGCCACAUCUGGAGUCCAGAGACAAGGGACUGAGCAGCAAGACCCUGUGCAUGGAGAGCCAGCAGAUCCUGCCGGACGGCUCCCCAGUGCGGCACUAUGACGUGCACAGCCUGUACGGGUGGUCCCAGACCAGACCCACGUACGAAGCUGUGCAGGAGGUGACCGGACAGCGAGGGGUCGUCAUCACCCGCUCCACAUUCCCCUCUUCUGGCCGCUGGGCAGGACACUGGCUGGGAGACAACACAGCUGCCUGGGACCAGCUGGGGAAAUCUAUCAUCGGCAUGAUGGAGUUCAGUCUCUUCGGAAUACCGUAUACAGGAGCAGACAUUUGUGGGUUCUUCGGAGAUGCUGACUAUGAGAUGUGUGUCCGCUGGAUGCAGCUGGGGGCGUUUUAUCCCUUUUCCCGGAACCACAACAACGUCGGGACACGGAGACAAGAUCCUGUGGCCUGGAAUUCAACCUUUGAGAUGUUCUCCAGAAAAGUCCUCCGGACCAGAUACACACUGCUGCCCUACCUCUAUACUCUGAUGCACAAAGCUCACGUGGAAGGCAGCACUGUGGUCCGGCCCCUUCUCCACGAGUUUACAGACGACAUCACGACAUGGGAUAUAGACCGUCAGUUCAUGCUGGGCCCUGCCAUCCUAGUCAGCCCAGUGCUGGAAAGUAACACUUUUGAGAUCCGUGCUUAUUUUCCCAGAGCCCUUUGGUAUGACUAUAGCAUGGAAUCUGGCAACAAAUCCGCAGGUGAGUGGAAAACCCUGGAGGCUCCCCUCGACCACAUCAACCUUCAUGUCAGGGGAGGCUACAUCCUGCCUUGGCAAGAGCCUGCAAUGAACACUAACUCCAGUCGUCAACAAUUUAUGGGAUUGAUUGUUGCUUUGGAUGACAAUGGGGAAGCUGAAGGUGAGAUAUUCUGGGAUGAUGGACAAAGCAUUGAUACCUAUGAAAAUGGAAAUUACUUCUUGGCAAACUUUACAGCAGCUCAGAACAACCUGCAAAUCCGGACUAUACACAAUAAAUAUUUGGAUGACUCAAAUCCAUUGAAAGUUGGAUAUAUUAGAAUCUGGGGUAUAAACUCUACUUAUGUGACACAAGUCUAUUUAAUCUAUGACAACCAGCAAUUUGUGGAGACGAAUUUCACAAGUGACCCUUAUGUCCAGACACUAACUAUUCAAUUGACUGACAAGAUUAUCAGCCUGGAAAAGUUAACUGAGGUUGUUUGGAUUCAUGGUGGUCCUAUAGUUCCUACUCCAGCUAUGACAAGUACCUCCCCCAUGAGUUCUCAUACUCCUCUAUCUACUACUGAGGCUACCAGUUCUGAGACUGUCACUAGUUUCGCUAGUACAAGUACUACUGCUAGCACUACUAGUGCUACUGUUUCUGUCACAACCACUCCUUUCCCAACAAGUACUACUAAUGUUAUAACUAGUACUGCUGUUCCUGAUACAACUACUCCUUCCCCUACAAAUACUGCUAGCUGAUAGCACUAGUACUGUGUUUAUGGCACAACCACUCCUUUCCCAACAAGUACUACUAAUGUUAUAACUAGUACUGCUGUUCCUGAUACAACUACUCCUUCCCCUACAAAUACUGCUACUGAUAGCACUAGUACUGCUGUUUAUGGCACAACCACUCCUUUCCCAACAAGUACUACUAAUGUUAUAACUAGUAUUGCUGUUCCUGAUACAACUACUCCUUCCUCUAUAAGUACUAAUAUUGCUAGCACUAGUACUACUGUUUAUACCACAGCCAUGUCCUAUCCUACUGCUGAUACUAACACUAGUAUUACUACUCCUAAUACAACUACACCUUCCCCUACUGCCAAUACUAGUGCUACUAUUCCUAUCACAACUACUCCUUUCCCAGAAAAUACUACUGUUACAACUACUACUACUGUUCCUGAUACAACUCCUUCUUCCUCUGCAAGUACUAAUACUGCUAGCACUAGUGCUACUGUUUAUACCACAGCCAUAUCUUCUCCUACUGCUGAUGCUAACGCUAGUACUACUACUAAUACAACUAUGCCUUCCCCUACAAGUAUUACUACUGCUAGAACUAUUUCAAUCACUCCUUUUCUGACAAGUAUUGCUGAUGCUAGCAUGAGUACUACUGCUCUUAUUACCCCUACUCCUUCCCUAACAAAUACUGCUGAUGUUAGUACUAGUACUACUAUUUCUAAUAUAACUACUCCUUUUCCAACAAAUACUACUAAUGCCAACUCUAGUACUAAUGUUUCUUUUAUAACCACUUCCUCUCAUGUAAGUACUGAUAAUAGUAGCACAAAUACUGUUCCAAUUACAACUGUUCCUUCUCUUACAAACACUGAUGCUGAUACUACUAGUAAUAGCUUUUCUAUUAUGACUACUUUAUCUGAAAUUACUAAUGUUAUGAAUACUACUGUUGUUAUGGUAACAACUACUUCUACAAAUACUGUUGUUGCUAGCACUAGUAAUGAUACUUCCGUUACAGAUCCUCUUUCACCUACAAUGUCUGGUGGUGACAGCACUAGUAAUAGUAUUUCUAUAAUGACUACUUCUUCUGCAAAUACUCUUGCUACUAACACUAAUAAUACUCCGUCUGUUGUGAGUAAUACUCUUUCUACAAGUAUGAGUACUGCUAACACUGGUAAUAUUGUUCCGAUUGUGACUACUCCUUCUCCAAGUACUGACGCUAUUAGCACAAAUAAUACUAUUCCUGUCAUGACUACUUAUUACCAAACUCCUUCCACCACUCCUACUCCUACUCUUACUUUUACUCCUAACUCCACUACUCCUAUUUUGAGCAUAUUUCCAACAAAUGAUACAUUCACUACUGAUAUAAUCACUAAUUUUACUACCUUUACUAAUGCAAACACCACUAAUUUCAACACCCUUGAUACAAAAAGUACCACAAUAAUAGAUGCUACUAUUGCUACUACCGGCACCAAAGAUAAUACCACUAGUCCAGAUACAGCAGUUACUUCAACAGACAAAUUCACUGCACAUACUGAACCUUUCUCUAGUCCUCAUUCUGCUACUACUGCCAUACCAACCUUAAGCCACACGACAUUAAUUUCUACAAAAUUUUCUACUCUGGGCACCAUUGAUAUUACUGAUGCAGAUAACUCUGGCGGGGUUACACGUAACACUACACACAUUUCUAUUCCCAAUAUCACAACAGCUUCAGACAUGAUAACAAUGGCUAGUCUACAUACAGAAACUCACCAUCUGGCAACAGCACAUUCUUCAGAUGAUUAUUUACCUAUUACUGCAACUAGUGCUACGACAGAUAUUACAAAUAGUACCACACAUGCUUUAAAUACUACUAUUCCUGAUGGAAUGACAAUGGUACUUGUGCUACUGUAUAUACUUGUAGUGCCCUAAAUUCUACUCUAGUUCCAUGAUUACUACUCAAGGCAGGAUCAUUACCUCAGAUAGCUCUUUAAGACAACUAUGACAGAUUAGAAUAUCAGCUAACAGACAUUCUAUCUUAUGCUACCUAAGUUUUCACAAUUAUUAGUGCUCUAGCCACUAGCCACUAGCCACUAGCCACUAGCCACUUGGCUACUCCAAGCACAGUAAAUGUUGAAGAUAUGUUUAGGAUGUUAUGCAUCCAUUACAAGCUGUGGAUACUUAUUUUGCAGCAGAAUAUGUACUACUGUUCUUUAAGUUGUAGUUAUUCCUAUGGCCCCAUCAAUUAAACUACAGAUAAUUUAUACGUACCUGCUAUAGAUGUCACAGGUCAUCUUGGUGUCUCAGAUAACACCAUGUUAGGCCCUAUAAAUGCUGUUUCUUUACAUGUAGUUGUAGUUAUUGCAAUAGCCCAACUUGCUUAUUGGGUUAUAGGACAUAAUACCCAUAACUGAGAGCACUGGCGAUACUCCUGGCAUUCCAGUGGCCUCUAUAACAAUAGAGUAUUGUUAUAUAUAACAAUAUAACCUCUAUAACAGUAGAGUAUUUAAUUAGUAAUGAUAAAAGUUGCACUUUAUUUUCCUGUGGACUUUUCCAAAUACCAUGGCUACCAAUAUAGUCACUUGCUAUUACACAUACUAAAAGUAUUAUUGACCCUGAAGAGAUCCUAGCUAUAGCUACAGAUAUAGAUUUUGCUACCUUGUAUAUACCUUGACUUCAGGCACUGAGAUAAUUAAAUUAGAAAUAUUGCAUGUUAGUUUUACUAUCAUAGAAAAUAAAAAUACGACUAUAGAUGUUAAAAGCAUAAAUUCCAAAACUUUGCAACCAUCAUUUUCAUAGGGACUACCAAUAUUCUUACUAGAGAUUUGUUAAGUACUUCCAUUUACUUCCAGAAAAUUAGAAUUAAUCUUAAUUAUGAGAUAGUCUUAAGCCCUUGCUGUUGCCACCAAUGAUCGGCUCUGACUCUAGCAUAAACCAGACAUCAUGCAGACAGAGAUGAGAAUGUAAAGAUAGCAUGGGAAAGACAGCUCUGCCUUGGCAUCAGAGCUCAUAAUCUUACUUGCUUUUUCUUUUUAUCUACCAGCUUUUCUCUCAUUAUUUCACUGUCCCGACUCUCCUUUGGUGUGUUAGGGCUUUCAGCACGUUUAUGGUCUUUCAUAUACAAAUUCACCAUCUACCUUUGACCUAUUACUUCCUUACGUCAUCCAGCCCUCCAUGAGUAGACUCAUGGUCAUUACCAAAUCUAUCCAGUUGGGUGCUAUUGAAGACUUAACCCUAGGGCAGUAUUCUCAAAGUUUAGCUUAGGGUUCCAUGGGGUGCAUCUUUUUGGGGCACACCGUUCAUAUCUGUUUUCAUGAUAGUACUAAAUUGUUAUUGGUUUUUUUCACUCCCAUGCUCUCAUUAGUAUACAGUGGCAUUUUCCAGAGACUUUGUGCUGUGUGGUAUCACCAUAGAUGAAUAUAGAGACUGAUGUAAGGAUCUAGCUGUCUUCUAUUAAGCCAGACAUUAAAGAGAUUUAUAAAGUGUAAAAUAAUGCCAUUCUUCUUAUACUGAUUAUUUUGCUUUGGAAAAUAUAGUUAUUUCUCCUAAAA
Messenger RNA from Microcebus murinus (gray mouse lemur), 9430 nucleotides. Lineage: Eukaryota; Metazoa; Chordata; Mammalia; Primates; Cheirogaleidae. The record is from RefSeq and is a predicted model, not a curated record.